Messenger RNA from Lemur catta (Ring-tailed lemur), 1505 nucleotides. It is a transcript of the gene PARVG, whose product is annotated as parvin gamma. The transcript has 12 exons. Gene Ontology annotation, molecular function: actin binding. Gene Ontology annotation, cellular component: focal adhesion; cytoplasm; actin cytoskeleton. Gene Ontology annotation, biological process: cell projection assembly; substrate adhesion-dependent cell spreading; actin cytoskeleton organization. Bases 442 to 1287 code for a protein of 281 amino acids. Lineage: Eukaryota; Metazoa; Chordata; Mammalia; Primates; Lemuridae. The record is from RefSeq and is a predicted model, not a curated record.
AUUUGGGGCAAGAUGGGGGAGGGAGAGAAAUAAGAAAUAUUAAGUUUGAGUUGCCUGUGGGACCGCUGGGGUGGCCAGGAGGUGCGGCGGUGGCUGGGGCUCCGGGCAGAGCUUUCCGGUAGGUCUGUGGCACCGCGGCAUCCUCCCCGGCCCUGCUGCACAGCGAGGAGGAAGCUGCCUGCAGGGCUGAGCAGGCCUGGAGGAAGUGAGCCCCUGCCUCCUGGCCUGCCCCGGCCCCAGGCGGGGAGGGAACCCGGAACCUGCUUUUAUUCAGAGCCCCAGGGACCACCACCGGGCUCGGAGGCCUUUGUUUCCUUCGUGGAGAAAGCAGCCAGGCAGCCAGGCGAGUCCUCCUGGUACCUGGGCCCAGGAGGAAAGAAGAAAUACCUGCCACCCACUUCCCGGAAGGACCCCAAAUUUGAAGAACUGCAGAAGGUGCUGAUGGAGUGGAUCAACGCCACUCUCCUCCCCGAGCACAUCGUGGUCCGCAGCCUGGAGGAGGACAUGUUCGACGGGCUCAUCCUGCACCACCUGUUCCAGAAGCUGGCAGCGCUCAAGCUGGAAGCACAGGACAUUGCCUUGACAGCCGCCAGCCAGAGGCACAAGCUCGAGGUGGUCCUGGAGGCCGUGAACCAGAAUCUGCAGCUGCAGGAGCCACAGGCCAAGUGGAGCGUGGACACCAUCUUCAACAAGGACCUGCUGGCCACCCUGCACCUUCUGGUGGCCCUGGCCAAGCGCUUCCAGCCCAACCUGCCGCUCCCGACCGGCGUCCAGGUGGAGGUCAUCACCAUCGAGAGCACCAAGAGUGGUCUGAAGUCGGAGAAGUUGCUGGAACAACUCACUGAGAGCAGCACAGACAAGGACCAGCCUUCAAAGGACGUCUUUGAUGAAUUAUUUAAGCUGGCUCCGGAGAAGGUGAACGCAGUGAAACAGGCCAUCGUGAGCUUUGUCAACCAGAAGCUGGACUCCCUGGGCCUGUCUGUGCAGAAUCUGGACACUCAGUUCGCAGAUGGAGUCAUCUUACUCCUGCUGAUUGGACAACUGGAAGGCUUCUUUCUGCACUUAAAGGAAUUCUACCUCACUCCUAACUCUCCUGCAGAAAUGCUGCACAACGUCACCCUGGCUCUGGAGCUGAUGAAGGACGAAGGCCUGCUCAGCUACCCCGUCAGCCCUGAAGACAUCGUGAACAAGGACUCCAAGAGCACCCUGCGCGUGCUCUACAGCCUGUUCUGCAAGCACAAGCUGAAAGUCAGCGUGGACGGGACGCCCCGCGGAACCCCGAGUUAACCUCCGCUGCUCCUCCAAGGCUCAGGGCCUGCCGGCUGGAGGGCCGAGGGGGAUGGGGGGCCCAGGCCUGCUGCGUGCCUGUGUUUGCGACUCGUCCUCCCUCCUGCCCGUGUCUCCUGCUUCCAUCGUCUGAGUAUCUCUGAACCCACUAGGUGUGGAUCCGUUUUGAGCCAACAUCUGUCCUUGCUCGGUUUAUUUUAAUAAAAGUGUUUCUGGGA